AUGUUCCUUUCGCCUCAACCUGCUUCCAAACCAGUUUCAAAACCAGCAACUCAAACUGCGAAACCAGCUCCAGCACAGAAACCAACUCCUGCUCCUCAACCAAAGCCUGCUCCAGCUCCAGCUCCAAAGCCAGUUGAACAACCAAAGCCUGCUCCAAAGCCAGUCGAACAACCAAAGCCUGCUCCAAAGCCAGUUGAACAACCAAAGCCUGCUCCAGAACCAGCUCCAAAGCCAGUUGAACAACCAAAGCCUGCUCCAGCUCCAGCACCAAAGCCAGUUGAACAACCAAAGCCUGCUCCAAAGCCAGUCGAACAACCAAAGCCUGCUCCAAAGCCAGUCGAACAACCAAAGCCAGCACCAAAGCCAGUCGAACAACCAAAGCCUGCUCCAGCUCCAGCUCCAAAGCCAGUUGAACAGCCAAAGCCUGCUCCAGAACCAGCACCAAAGCCAGUUGAACAACCAAAGCCUGUUCCAGCUCCAGCUCCAAAGCCAGUUGAACAGCCAAAGCCUGCUCCAGAACCAGCUCCAAAGCCAGUCGAACAACCAAAGCCUGCUCCAGAACCAGCUCCAAAGCCAGUUGAACAACCAAAGCCUGCUCCAGCUCCAGCUCCAAAGCCAGUUGAACAGCCAAAACCUGCUCCAAAGCCAGUCGAACAACCAAAGCCAGUCGAACAACCAAAGCCAGCACCAAAGCCUGCUCCAGCUCCAAAGCCAGUUGAACAACCAAAGCCUGCUCCAGCUCCAGCUCCAAAGCCAGUUGAACAACCAAAGCCUGCUCCAGAACCAGCUCCAAAGCCAGUUGAACAACCAAAGCCUGCUCCAGAACCAGCUCCAAAGCCAGUUGAACAACCAAAGCCAGCUCCAGCUCCAGCACCAAAGCCAGUUGAACAGCCAAAGCCUGCUCCAGAACCAGCUCCAAAGCCAGUUGAACAACCAAAGCCUGCUCCAGCUCCAGCUCCAAAGCCAGUUGAACAACCAAAGCCUGCUCCAGCUCCAAAGCCAGUUGAACAACCAAAGCCUGCUCCAGCUCCAGCACCAAAGCCAGUUGAACAACCAAAGCCUGCUCCAGCUCCAGCUCCAAAGCCAGUCGAACAACCAGAACCAGCUCCAGCUCCAGCUCCAAAGCCAGUCGAACAACCAGCUCCAGCACCAAAGCCAGUUGAACAGCCAAAGCCUGCUCCAGCUCCAGCUCCAGCUCCAAAGCCAGUUGAACAACCAAAGCCUGCUCCAGAACCAGCUCCAAAGCCAGUUGAACAACCAAAGCCUGCUCCAGCUCCAGCUCCAAAGCCAGUCGAACAACCAGCUCCAGCACCAAAGCCAGUUGAACAACCAAAGCCUGCUCCAGCUCCAGCACCAAAGCCAGUUGAACAACCAAAGCCUGCUCCAGCUCCAGCACCAAAGCCAGUUGAACAACCAAAGCCUGCUCCAGAACCAGCUCCAAAGCCAGUUGAACAACCAAAGCCUGCUCCAGCUCCAGCUCCAAAGCCAGUUGAACAACCAAAGCCAGUUGAACAACCAAAGCCAGUUGAACAACCAAAGCCUGCUCCAGCUCCAGCUCCAAAGCCAGUCGAACAACCAGCUCCAGCUUCAAAGCCAGUUGAACAACCAAAGCCUGCUCCAGCUCCAGCACCAAAGCCAGUCGAACAACCAGAACCAGCACCAAAGCCAGUUGAACAGCCAAAGCCUGCUCCAGCUCCAGCUCCAGCUCCAAAGCCAGUUGAACAACCAAAGCCUGCUCCAGCUCCAGCACCAAAGCCAGUCGAACAACCAGCUCCAGCACCAAAGCCAGUUGAACAGCCAAAGCCUGCUCCAGCUCCAGCUCCAAAGCCAGUUGAACAACCAAAGCCUGCUCCAGCUCCAGCUCCAGCUCCAAAGCCAGUCGAACAACCAGCUCCAGCUCCAAAGCCAGUUGAACAACCAAAGCCUGCUCCAGCUCCAGCACCAAAGCCAGUUGAACAACCAAAGCCUGCUCCAGAACCAGCUCCAAAGCCAGUUGAACAGCCAAAGCCUGCUCCAGCUCCAGCUCCAGCUCCAAAGCCAGUUGAACAACCAAAGCCUGCUCCAGCUCCAGCUCCAAAGCCAGUCGAACAACCAGCUCCAGCACCAAAGCCAGUUGAACAACCAAAGCCUGCUCCAGCUCCAGCACCAAAGCCAGUUGAACAACCAAAGCCUGCUCCAGCUCCAGCACCAAAGCCAGUUGAACAACCAAAGCCUGCUCCAGAACCAGCUCCAAAGCCAGUUGAACAACCAAAGCCUGCUCCAGCUCCAGCUCCAAAGCCAGUUGAACAACCAAAGCCAGUUGAACAACCAAAGCCAGUUGAACAACCAAAGCCUGCUCCAGCUCCAGCUCCAAAGCCAGUCGAACAACCAGAACCAGCUCCAGCUCCAGCUUCAAAGCCAGUUGAACAGCCAAAGCCUGCUCCAGCUCCAGCUCCAAAGCCAGUUGAACAACCAAAGCCUGCUCCAGAACCAGCUCCAAAGCCAGUUGAACAACCAAAGCCAGCUCCAGCUCCAGCUCCAAAGUCAGUCGAACAACCAGCUCCAGCUCCAAAGCCAGUUGAACAACCAAAGCCUGCUCCAGCUCCAGCUCCAAAGCCAGUUGAACAACCAAAGCCUGCUCCAGCUCCAGCACCAAAGCCAGUUGAACAACCAAAGCCUGCUCCAGAACCAGCUCCAAAGCCAGUUGAACAACCAAAGCCUGCUCCAGCUCCAGCUCCAAAGCCAGUUGAACAACCAAAGCCUGCUCCAGAACCAGCUCCAAAGCCAGUUGAACAACCAAAGCCAGCUCCAGCUCCAGCUCCAAAGUCAGUCGAACAACCAGCUCCAGCUCCAAAGCCAGUUGAACAACCAAAGCCUGCUCCAGCUCCAGCACCAAAGCCAGUUGAACAACCAAAGCCUGCUCCAGCUCCAGCACCAAAGCCAGUUGAACAACCAAAACCUGCUCCAGAACCAGUUAAGCCUGUUGAAGCUUCGAAACCAGCACCUGUUCCAGAGCCUAAGAAGGAAGAACCAAAGCCAGAGCCAAUUAAAGAGGAAUCGAAGAAGUUAGAUAUGUCAAAGUUCACUCCUAAAGAAGAAGAGAAACCAGCACCAGCACCACAGGAGCCAGUUAAGAAACUUGAUAUGUCCAAGUUCAAUACUAAGCCAGAAGAGGAGCCUAAACCAGCUGCAGCACAGGAACCAAUCAAGAAACUCGAUGUUUCUAGAUUCAACCAGCCACAGCAAGAAGAACAGAAACCAGCUCCACAGGCAGAACCAGUCAAGAAACUCGACAUGUCCAAGUUCAAUACUCCACAGCAGGAAGAACCAAAGACGGCAGCAACUCAGGAGCCAAUCAAGAAACUCGACACAUCAAGAUUCAACCAACCACAGCAGGAAGAACCAAAGACGGCAGCAACUCAGGAGCCAGUUAAGAAACUUGAUAUGUCCAAGUUCAAUUCUCCACAGCAAGAAGAACAGAAAACAGCUCCACAGGCAGAACCAGUCAAGAAACUCGACACAUCAAGAUUCAACCAACCACAGCAGGAAGAACCAAAGACGGCAGCAACUCAGGAACCAGUCAAGAAACUUGAUAUGUCCAAGUUCAAUUCUCCACAGCAAGAAGAACAGAAACCAGCUCCACAGGCAGAACCAGUCAAGAAACUCGACACAUCAAGAUUCAACCAGCCACAGCAGGAAGAGCCAAAGGUAGCUCCACAAGCAGAGCCAGUCAAGAAGCUUGAUAUGUCUAGAUUCAACAACCAACAGCAGGAAGAGCAGAAACCAGCUGCAGCACAGGAACCAAUCAAGAAACUCGAUGCUUCUAGAUUCAACCAGCCACAGCAGGAAGAGCAGAAACCAGUUCAGCAGGAACCAGUCAAGAAACUUGACAUGUCCAAGUUCAAUACUCCACAGCAGGAAGAACCAAAGACGGCAGCAACUCAGGAGCCAAUCAAGAAACUUGAUAUGUCCAAGUUCAAUUCUCCACAGCAAGAAGAACAGAAACCAGCUCCACAGGCAGAACCAGUCAAGAAACUCGACACAUCAAGAUUCAACCAGCCACAGCAGGAAGAGCCAAAGGUAGCUCCACAAGCAGAGCCAGUCAAGAAGCUUGAUAUGUCUAGAUUCAACAACCAACAGCAGGAAGAGCAGAAACCAGCUGCAGCACAGGAACCAAUCAAGAAACUCGAUGCUUCUAGAUUCAACCAGCCACAGCAGGAAGAGCAGAAACCAGUUCAGCAGGAACCAGUCAAGAAACUUGACAUGUCCAAGUUCAAUACUCCACAGCAGGAAGAACCAAAGACGGCAGCAACUCAGGAGCCAAUCAAGAAACUCGACACAUCAAGAUUCAACCAACCACAGCAGGAAGAACCAAAGACGGCAGCAACUCAGGAACCAGUCAAGAAACUUGAUAUGUCCAAGUUCAAUUCUCCACAGCAAGAAGAACAGAAACCAGCUCCACAGGCAGAACCAGUCAAGAAACUCGACACAUCAAGAUUCAACCAGCCACAGCAGGAAGAGCCAAAGGUAGCUCCACAAGCAGAGCCAGUCAAGAAGCUUGAUAUGUCUAGAUUCAACAACCAACAGCAGGAAGAGCAGAAACCAGCUGCAGCACAGGAACCAAUCAAGAAACUCGAUGCUUCUAGAUUCAACCAGCCACAGCAGGAAGAGCAGAAACCAGUUCAGCAGGAACCAGUCAAGAAACUUGACAUGUCCAAGUUCAAUACUCCACAGCAGGAAGAACCAAAGACGGCAGCAACUCAGGAGCCAAUCAAGAAACUCGACACAUCAAGAUUCAACCAACCACAGCAGGAAGAACCAAAGACGGCAGCAACUCAGGAACCAGUCAAGAAACUUGAUAUGUCCAAGUUCAAUUCUCCACAGCAAGAAGAACAGAAACCAGCUCCACAGGCAGAACCAGUCAAGAAACUCGACACAUCAAGAUUCAACCAGCCACAGCAGGAAGAGCCAAAGGUAGCUCCACAAGCAGAGCCAGUCAAGAAGCUUGAUAUGUCUAGAUUCAACAACCAACAGCAGGAAGAGCAGAAACCAGCUGCAGCACAGGAACCAGUCAAGAAACUCGAUGCUUCUAGAUUCAACCAGCCACAGCAGGAAGAGCAGAAACCAGCUGCAGCACAGGAACCAGUCAAGAAACUCGACACAUCAAGAUUUGCACAGCAACAAAACCAGCCAGAGACAAAGCCAGCAGCACAGGAACCAGUCAAGAAACUCGACACAUCAAGAUUUGCACAGCAACAAAACCAGCCAGAGACAAAGCCAGCAGCACAGGAACCAGUCAAGAAACUCGACACAUCAAGAUUUGCACAGCAACAAAACCAGCCAGAGACAAAGCCAGCAGCACAGGAACCAGUCAAGAAACUCGACACAUCAAGAUUUGCACAGCAACAAAACCAGCCAGAGACAAAGCCAGCAGCACAAAAACCAUUCAAGAAACUCGACACAUCAAGAUUUGCACAGCAACAAAACCAGCCAGAGACAAAGCCAGCAGCACAAAAACCAUUCAAGAAACUCGACACAUCAAGAUUUGCACAGCAACAAAACCAGCCAGAGACAAAGCCAGCAGCACAAAAACCAUUCAAGAAACUCGACAUGUCAAAGUUCAAUUCUCCACAGCAGGAAGAGCCCAAAGAAAGUCCAAGGGAUGGACAAGGCUCUCCAAGAAAGAAACUCAACUUAUCAGCCGAGUUCAUGAACAAGAUUGCUUCUGGAUAUGGCGGCGGCUCAGCUAAACAGGAGGAGAAGAAGAACAAACCACCUGCACCACCUCCAAAGAAGUUAGUCAUUCCAGCAGGUUUGGCCGAUGCUUUGACAGCAGGACCAGCUCCAUCAGCACCGACAUCAUCAGAACCAGCUCCUCCACCCGCAGAAGUCUCUGCAUCAGCUCCACCACCACCACCACCGCCCCCACCACCAGGAACACCUCUUCCACCACCUCCACCUGCUGCUGGUGGCGCUCCACCACCACCUCCAUCAGGAUUGCCACCUCCUCCAGCUGGUGGAAGUGCUCCAAAGCCUCCGGGCGGAUUGAUCAAGCCAACGGAUGACGCUCUCCAGGCAAUGAUAGCGAAGAUGAAGAAGAAGGCAAAGACGAACCCUGUCAAGCCAAAGGAGUCAAGCAACACUUUCGCUGGUGCUGUUGGCGGAGCUCCAGGUGCUCCUGCAGCUGUGGAAGUUCAACGUCCAAGAAGACCACCUCCAGGCCGUGGUCCUGAUUUGGUUGGAGCAUUACAGGCGGCAUUUGCAAAGAGGAAGAAACAAUAA
Trichomonas vaginalis G3 is the source of this 6261-nucleotide messenger RNA. RefSeq lists its product as uncharacterized. The coding region runs from base 1 to 6261 and encodes 2086 amino acids. The record is from RefSeq and is a predicted model, not a curated record. Lineage: Eukaryota; Parabasalia; Trichomonadida; Trichomonadidae. The transcript has a single exon.